AUGGCAUGUUACAUCUAUAUUGGCAAAGUAAUAGACAAGGGUCUAGCGAUGCUGGCUGACAAUGUUCCCGAGGCGACGAUCCUUGUGGACGGAGGCCGGGAGGACGAGGGAGGUCACGAGGUCACGGAGGGAGACGGGGUCACCUUCAAGUGCGUUGUCUCGGCUGACCCUCCCGCUUACAAUAUCACUUGGCUUCAUAACGGGCGCGUGGUCACCGCAGGCGGCCGACGGUGGCAGCCCGACAACAGCACCCUGUCCGUCACCCCCGUCACCAAGGAGGACGCCGGCUUGUACACCUGCCUGGCGUCGAACACGGAGGGCGACGGACACUCCAACGCCGUGCUGCUGCGAGUGGCCCACAGACCGCAGUGCUCGGAGCGAACGGAGCGCCACCUGGUCGUCGCCACCAACGCCUCGGUGACCCUGAGCUGCCAGAUGGAGGCCCUGCCGGAGAACGUGAGCUUCACCUGGACCAUGGCGCCCGUCGCUCCUCGACCCCGCCCACGAGAAGGACAUGGUGGGCGUGCGGGGCGGCAUCAUCACCGGCGACGCGCCUCACCCCACCACCCGGGGCUCAUUGACCUGACCCCCGGCCACCCCCCGUCUUCCGACCCCCACAGGAAGGACCCCGCGCGCCCCAGCCGGUCCACCGUCACCUUCAAGCCCUCCGCGCCCGUGCAGGUCUUCUGCUACGCCCGCAACCGCGUCGGCCGAACGCGCGUUCCCUGCAGCUACACGCUCACCCUCGUCGAUCCUCCACAACCGCUGAAGAAGUGCAACGUCACCCUGGCAGCCCAGACGCGACUCGAGGUCAGAUGCGAGGAGGACACGAAGGCUCCUGAAGGGACGAAGCAGCGGCAGGACACGCCCCAGGUCCAUCACUCCCCGGGGAUAAGUUUUGUCAGGUCGUCCGAGGUAUGGUCGAGUGGCACCUUGAUCGCCAACGUGAGCGAGGACCGUCCCGUCUUCGUGGUGGAAGGGCUUCCUCCGUCAGCCUCCCUCAAGCUGGCCAUGUACGCCGUCACGCCCCACGCCCGCUCCAAGCCGCUCUUCCUGCACGCCCGCACCCUCCCGCGGCCGACGCUCAGGCCUGUGGAAGUCUCCACCAAAGACACGGACGACGACGACGACUUCCUGGCGGAGGAGGAAGGCUUCUGGAUAGGCGUGGGCGGGACGGUGGGCGGCCUCGCGGGCGGGUUGGGCGUGCUCCUGAUCCUCGGGACGCUGAUCGUGGUGGCGGUUCAGUCUCGUCUGAGGAGGAGGGGGCCGGAGGGGGGAGGACCCACUGCCCCAGCACCCUCUCGACGCCCAUUCGGUGGCUUCCAGCGCGCACCUCGAGUCUCACACGCCCAUGGAUACUCGACCUUCAGACUCCACAGGGCGCCGUCGGUCAUAGCAGAGGAUGUGGGGCCAAGUGAGGUCAACUGA
This is a messenger RNA of Penaeus vannamei (Pacific white shrimp), 1428 nucleotides long. NCBI's taxonomy places the organism in Eukaryota, Metazoa, Arthropoda, Malacostraca, Decapoda, Penaeidae. The record is from RefSeq and is a predicted model, not a curated record.